CUAUAAAAAGGGGAGAACUAAAGAGAGAGCACAGAAAGUAAGAUAGGAACAGAUGGGCGUGGUGGUGAUUGACGGAUCGACGGUGAGAGACUUCGUGAACGACGAGACCCAGUUCAAGAAGAGCGUGGACGAGAGUUUCGCGGCUCUGGACCUUAACAAGGACGGUGUCCUCUCUCGCGCGGAACUCCGCAAGGCGUUCGAGACCAUCAGGCUGAUCGAGGCCCACUUCGGCAUCGACGUGGCCACGACGCCGGAGCAGCUCACCAAGCUCUAUGAUUCCAUCUUCGAGAAGUUCGACUGCGAUGGGAGCGGGACAGUGGAUCUGGACGAGUUCAGGGCGGAGAUGAAGAAGAUCAUGCUUGCUAUUGCCGAUGGGCUGGGGUCGUCCCCUAUUCAGAUGGCUCUCGAGGACGACGAUAAUCAGAGUUUGCUUAAAAAGGCUGCGGAUCUCGAGGCUUCUAAGCUAUCAUCCUCCUGAAGAAUCGUCAUGGUUCUAUGUAUGUUUAUAUAUAUUGCUUCUUCUGGAUUAGUACUUAUGAAUAACUACGGUUCUAUGUAUGUAUUGCUCUGCUCCGGUGCUGAAACUCUCUUGAGCGACUAAGUUGGAUAGGGCUGGUUUAAGUAGUUUUUGACAUUAUCUUUUGACAUUAUGUUUUGUAUGCCAAUAUUUUUGUGGUUUAAGCAAUCAGCUCCGAUGAUCUUGCAUCAGUACAAA
Molecule: messenger RNA, 715 nt
Organism: Juglans regia (Persian walnut)
Lineage: Eukaryota; Viridiplantae; Streptophyta; Magnoliopsida; Fagales; Juglandaceae
Exons: 1
Coding region: 53-478 (141 amino acids)
Molecular function (GO): calcium ion binding
Source: RefSeq, a predicted model, not a curated record